Desarmillaria tabescens is the source of this 2478-nucleotide messenger RNA. RefSeq lists its product as uncharacterized. The coding region runs from base 1 to 2478 and encodes 825 amino acids. The record is from RefSeq and is a predicted model, not a curated record. Lineage: Eukaryota; Fungi; Basidiomycota; Agaricomycetes; Agaricales; Physalacriaceae. The transcript is spliced from 10 exons.
AUGGCGGAUUCCUUGAUGUUGGAUACAACUACAUCCGAAAGCCCAGCGGUCACGGACGUCGACAACAAACGGCAUUCACCAUCCUCCUCCACCGUUCCGGUCCCAUCACAAGCGAUGUCCGAUGGCAUAUCUACAGUCUCUUCUUCGGGGACGAGCCAGCCUAGACGCGGUUUUUCUUUUCGUCCCCAGCCCUUACCCACUCUCACUCCUGUACAACUCAGUGGAAAGGCUCGAGUCGUAAAGCAGUCCUCUUACCAAACAAAUCGAGCCCUUGAUGAUCUCGACACUCAUACGGCAGAUAUCGGUCUACAUCGCAAGCAUGAAACACCCGAGCUGUUACUGGUAAACCGUACUGUACCGGAUGACUCCGUUUCCAUCAAUGAAUUCUCUAACCAGUUAAAACAUGUCAAUUUGCGUGCCAUGUCAGCUACACAUCUCGCCGGGAAGGUUCAUGGAGACUCCAGGCAACAUCAACAACCGGAGGACAGGAAACAAAGAUUACGAGGCACCGAUUGUUCCAGCUACAACCUUCGAGUGACAGGUAUUGCAACCAACGAUACAUGCCCCCCAGCUCUCCCUGAAGCCAUUCUUGAAGAAAAUGUCGAAGAUGCUACUGCCAAUCAGAAGCAGUUUGACGAACAGCGUCAUAUCUUUAUUUCCGACAGGCAGUCUGCAAUACACAAGGAGACGAAUUUGAUACUGGAGAAACUCUUGGCACUCAAGAAUGGCCAAAACUCUACUCCUAUAUAUGAGGACGAUGCAUAUCGCAAGGCCUUUGAGGAAUUCGAAAGCACCGAAAGUAAUGUGUCUCACCUCCACAAGGCUUCAAGAGUUGGAACUUCAGCUACCCCUCGGCGUCUCGUGGACGGGUCUAAAGACCACGAGGGAAGGGGGAGCCAAUCCAUGUCAGGCUGGGGCAGGUAUUCAGAUAAAGAUGUAGCUAUCGGUGCCAACAAGUCUAAUCAUGGCGCACCAGCAACCCUGUCCACAACCAGCGAUGAUCAGACCACUUUUACCGGUGACAAGGCAUCAAUAGGCAGCAUCCGACCACAUAUUGCUAAGAAGCAGGUCUCAGUUCCAGAUGAUAAAAUUGGUCGAGAAACUAUCGCCCCGCCUUUACAAUUCAAGAGAUGUAAAGCAGGUAGGGCUGGAUUCCAUUCCAAGUCCCUCAAGAGUUCAUGGCCCAAUUCCCCGCUGCCAAACUUUGCUAGUUCGAGCCCAUCAUCUCCUCGCGACCCUUGGCCCAGAUUCGGAAGACACGCCAGUGAUGCUCCUGCAGCACCCCCUCGCAUCCCAGGCAAACGCGAGCAUGAUGUUACCGCUAAGGGAAAGGAGAGAUAUCAUGGGCAUGGGAGAUCAGCAAACUCUGAGGGAUCACGUCCAAAUGCUUCCGACGCAGAUUCGGAUGAACCCCCACCACCACCUGAACAGUCCGCGAUGAAAGACUUCCCACCUGAAUUUGUGCGAUGGAUGUCAAACGUGAAUCGUAUACUGGAACGGCAAGUGCCCUCAGAGCCCCAGUUGUCUAGUAACUCUAGUCCGGUUAGGAAGGUAGAAAAGAAGCGAGCUGGACCCUUCAAGGACCCUAUCUCAUCCAAGAUACACUCGCCAAGGGAGAAAUGGAUUUUAGGAGAGGUUCGCCGUCUCUGCUGGGAAUACCUUGGCAUUGAAAACGGAUACGAUGUCGUGUUCAAUGGAAUCGGCGCGUCCCCAGAGGAAGUGGAAGAAUAUGAUUCUGGGGGGCCUACACCACUUGCCAACCCCAUGCGGCCUGACUGGGGUUCUCUAGGCUCCCGUUGGAACCUUGAUCUGGGAGAGGCUUUCUACGUUCAAUUUUGUAAGGACGCCGAGAACCCUGGAAAUUACGAGUUUUCAAAGAAUGACAUCCUUGUCGCUUUUGAAAACAAACUCAAGUACCUUCGUGGGUAUGUAAACAAGGCAGCUCCCUUAAGAAAUGAGACCUCAGCUCAAGCUCUGGAACGCUUCAAUGCCUCACUCAAGCACCGUCGUGAUAUCUCCAGACCAACGCAAUGUCGUCUUACGCUCAGAGAUAUUCGCUUGGAAAUCGCAGGCAACAAUAUGGACCUUGGUGGUGGAAGAGUCGAUGCGAGGUGGAAGUCUGUGUAUACGAUGCUCAACCUUCUCGGGAGAGAAGGGAUCAGCUCAGACAAAAGCGAUGGAGAGGGUGGACUGUGUAUGGUUAAGCGGAGGUCUUGGCAUAGCGACAAGUUAACACAACUCCUCGACAUCACCAACAAAUUGUACGACUGGAAGAAUGCCUACGGUAAUGCCCAUCCAGGAAAUAGGCCACAUGAAUGGAUGAGGCAUAGAAGGGCUACAGCGUCGAAAAGAGCACCCAUUCGAGGACUGCCUAUAAAUUUCUACGACCGCGAUUGGUACCAGCUCCUUACGGACGUCGAGAAGCGACUCUUGCGUCCUCAGCGUGAAAUGCGUCUUCCAGCGUUUGUGGACAAUUAG